Messenger RNA from Mercenaria mercenaria, 1927 nucleotides. RefSeq lists its product as uncharacterized. The record is from RefSeq and is a predicted model, not a curated record. Bases 185 to 1603 code for a protein of 472 amino acids. The transcript has 2 exons. Lineage: Eukaryota; Metazoa; Mollusca; Bivalvia; Venerida; Veneridae.
UUCUAAUCUAUCUAAUAAAUAAGUUUAAACAGAAAAUAAGCAUCAAUAACAUGCGCACGUGCAGUUACUCAUAUUUCACUAAUAAAACAAUAUGUGAAAAACCUGUUGAUUAACAAUGUCUAUGCUAUAUGCAGUUGAAGACAAAACGCAUUAAAACAUUCACAACUUUAUUUGCAUAAUAAAUAUGGCAAUAUUUAGAAAAAUAUUUUUUCAUAAAAGAUUUCGUCUUGUUAUCUGUCUUAUAAUUGGGAUAUAUCUAAUGAUGUCUACGCCGUUUUGGAUGGAACUUUCUGCAACACUUUUUGCUGACAUUAUGGAGAGUGUCACCAGGAAAAAAGUUUCAGAUGUUGUUAAUGUUAUCAGGACAGACAAUUUUCUAUCAACUAACGUUUUGCCAUCGUUUAAAAGAAUUUAUUCACUGGAAUCUAGAAUACUUCAAAACAAAGCUACAUAUUCCAGAAUACCACAUCCAAGACAAGUGGAUGUAAAAGAAAAUAAUGUGCUUUUAAAACAGGACGUCGAAAGCGAUGUAAGUGACAUAAAUGAAAAUUUUUGUACUGAUAAAAGUAAAUGGAGUAAAAUACUUUCUGAACGUCUAGGAAAAGUUACUUCAAAUAUGAAAAACUGGACUUUUGACAAAACUGUAGAAUGCCCAUAUCUAAAUAUAAGUGAAAUAAAACAUUUGAAACCGACACGCAAGGGCUCGCUUAACUGUAACAUAAGCGAAGAUGUGUUCCUAAAUGUGACUUGGACAAACGAUAUUUACAUUGCGUCGUUUUACGAUGAUUGUGUAGAUAUGUUUAUAACUGAUUGCUGUAAAGGAAAUUCCCGCGUACCGCGUAUUGUCCACUAUGUCUGGUAUAAGAGAGGAGAAUUAAGUUUUGUGGGUUUUACCAGUUUUCUCAGUGUUAUUCGUUUUGUUAAGCCUUACGCUAUAAUAUUCCAUGGAGACAGUCUCCCCUUCGGUUCAUACUGGGACUUCAUUGUCAAUAUGUCACCAGCUAUCAUUCAUCUCAAACGUGAACCUCCGGAGUAUAUCGCAGCACAAAAGAUAAAGCACAAAGAACAUGCCAGUGACAUAAUGCGCAUAGAAGCUCUGUUAAAGUAUGGUGGGAUAUACAUGGAUACAGACACACUAAUCGUAAGGUCCAUAGAACCAUUAAUGAAUUAUUCAUGUGUAAUGUCAAACCAGAGUUCCGGUUUAAUGGCUUCAGCGUUUGUAAUGGCUGAGAAAAACGCGUCGUUUCUUCAGUUAUGGAUGGAUGGUUAUCGAUUUCACUACAAUCCUUCGAAUUAUUACUACAAUGCAAUGGUAUACCCUUCGAAGGUAGCUCGUGACCAUGUGGACUUGAUUCACAUAGAGUAUGCAAAAGUUUCCCGACCAGUUGAUAUGAUCGGUUGGAAAAUAUAUAACAAUACAUAUGCCUCAUACAACUGGUCGCACAUAUACGGGAUACACUUAUAUAGCAGAAUAUAUAGGAAGCCAUUCAAUGAGUAUACAAUACGGACUAUGAAUACUACAGCAGGAUCGAUCUGCCGUCAUAUUUUAUUUGGCAAUAAAGAACUCUGUAACUCAUUAAUUGAUCAUAAUUAUAUUAGGUAAAAAAGAACUCAGUAGCUCAUAAUUUCAUGUUAUAUUUAGCAGUAACCUUUGUUACUAUUAAGGCCAUGCUAUAUUUGGCAAUAAAGAGCAUAGUAACUUAUUAAAAAAUGAUGCAUUUGGCAAUAAAUAUCUCUGUUAUUACUUAGGGCAAAUACAUAGUUUUGUAACUAGUAAAGUAAUGUUAAGUUUAAGUAAAGAGAUCUGUAACUAAUUAGGUCAUAUAAAGAGCUCUGUAUCAAAUUAAGCAGUAUUACAUUUGGCAAUAAAGAACUCUGUGCGUAAUUCGGCCAUGUUACUUUUGACAAUAAACCUUCCUGUUUCUAA